This is a messenger RNA of Exophiala dermatitidis NIH/UT8656, 4143 nucleotides long. Its product is annotated as double-strand break repair protein MRE11. NCBI's taxonomy places the organism in Eukaryota, Fungi, Ascomycota, Eurotiomycetes, Chaetothyriales, Herpotrichiellaceae. Gene Ontology annotation, molecular function: protein binding. The transcript is spliced from 2 exons. Gene Ontology annotation, biological process: positive regulation of TOR signaling. The record is from RefSeq and is a predicted model, not a curated record. Bases 1 to 4143 code for a protein of 1380 amino acids.
AUGAUAGACCCUGCCCCAGAGGAGACUCAGAAUCUCCUUCCUCCUCCAGCGCCGCCUCUUCCACCUAGUCGGCUGGGCCAAUUGCAGAGAAUCAUUGCACCGUGGGGAAGGCACAUUGGCUCGAAGUCUCAUGGCGGCCCAUCCCAAGGCGACCGUGAACACGCGCUCCGGCAGAUCACGGCCAUACACACGUACAGCUCCCUGCCCUCUCCCACAGCGACCCACCGCACCGGCAUUCCCAUUUCUGCUCUGGACAUCAAUCAGGCCGGAACCCAUGCCAUCCUGGCCGGCAAAGAUAUUCUCAAGACAGUGCAUGUCCAUGAUGGAAAGGUGACCGAAGACCUCAAUCUCCGUGCCGCCAUCAGUUCCUAUGCCUCGACGCACAGCCAGGUGGGCGAUGCAGGCAAGCGCAGGGAAUAUUUACCGGCCAGAGACGUGAGGUGGUCCACAGGCAAUUGGGACCAUAUCAUUGCCACUGCAGCUACAAAUGGUCGCAUUGCCCUGUACGACUUGAAGGCUUCAGGUCUCAAGACCGAAUUUGCUUGGCUCCAUGAACACACAGGUCAAAUCAACAAGCUGGACUUUGAUCCUUCAGCUGGAUAUUUAUUGCUGUCGGCCAGUCAGGACAAGUCGGUGAGGCUUUGGGAUCUGCGCGUCAAACCCGACAAGGCUUUUCGUCGAUUUGAUAUUCGAAGUGCUGUUCGCGAUGUUCGCUGGUCACCAUCCGCCCUAGAACCGCUCGACUUUGCCAUUUGUGCAGAUGGUGGACUGAUCCAGAAAUGGGACGCCCGCUCUCCUUCUCGGCCGAUCCUGAGCAUCAGUGGGCACGAGAAGGCAUGCUAUUCCCUGGACUGGCACCCCGACGGUCGACACGUGAUAUCUGGCGGGUUUGACAAGUAUAUCCGGGUGUGGGACUUCCAGAGCGACAAUCGACGCCAGAAGCCUGUACUACAGCUCAAGGCGCCUCAUGCAAUAAGGAAUAUUAGGUGGCGACCUCCCUGUAAGGUGUCUCCAAAUCCGGAGGCUGCCCAUUGGCAGAGCACCCAAGUUGCUGUUUCCUACUAUCACGAUGACCCCAGAAUCCAUGUCUGGGACCUUCGAAGGCCCUUGUUGCCCUUCCGAGAGUUGGACAAGUAUAACAUGCCACCCAAUGAUAUGCUUUGGGCCAACCAGGACAUGUUAUGGACCGUUGGUGACGAAGGAAUCUUUACCCAAUGGGACCUGAAGCAUACUACACCUUUCUAUACACAGCUUUCCCCAUCGGUCUCGGAAUUCACCCCAGACGGCCAUUACUACAUGUUUUGCGAGGAUAGAGACCUUCAGCAAAGACCCUCCUUGGACGACCCUGUGAUGGGCUUUUUGGCCGUUCCACCAAACAAGCUUAGCGGUGGUGACGAUGGCGCGAUCAGUCGGAGCUUGACCGACGAUGAGGGCAGCAUUGAGACUUCAGGGCAAGCCAGCUCUCGCCGGCGGGGCAGGGGCAUUCUUUCCUCCAGGUCUGUCAAGUCCCAGGCCAGCAGUCCGCCUUCGGUUGACGAAAAAACGCCUGUUCUUCCACUGGACAAGGCUGUCUUGGAUCGUGGCGAUCUUUUCAAUAACGAACAGGUCGGCGUAGUCGGCUACAUUCCCGGAGUUGCUGCCGACGCAGGAGUCGUUGAAUUUCUAGCAUCACACUAUGCAAAGCCGGCAUCGAUGGAUGAGCGGAGGCGUUCGCCCAACACCAUCCUCGAACGUCUUGAGGCUGCAUUCAACCAGAACGCUGCAGCAUGUGACGCUGUAUCCAUGCACCGCAUGGCUCAAUCUUGGCGGAUCCUAGGGGCAGUUGUGGUUCCCGAAGUCAAGGACUGGGCGGAUGCAAAUAGGGCAAAGCGAAGGGCUGAUGCCGCUCGAAGAAGGGAGACUCUGGAGAAUUUUCGAUCAGGGGCCCACCGCCACGCUGUUUCUCCUCUAGCUGGACUCCCGCAUCGUGGGUUCAAUACUAAGAGCGAAGGGCGGACGCCGAAUCUGAAGAGCAGUCUUUUGAAGGGGAUGGUCCAGGCUGAGCGUGGGCAUCAUGGGUCAGAAGUAGGCAGCACGUCAAAUGUGACCACGCCACGUGCCAAACCACUGCCCAAUUCUCCUCCUGGGCAUCACACGAGAUGGAGCACUUCGAGUAGUGACGAUACCAUCGACAAUAUUGCACCCCUUCCUCCCUCCAUACUGUCCUCACAUUCUACUGCAGCUGCAGCGGCCCGCGCCCUGGCCGAUGCCCGGGAGCAUGGGCCGCGAUCAAACUCCUCUUCUCCAGAAAUGCUCAGGCCAGUGCGUUCCAAUGCAAGUCAGUCGACGAGCAGCCGUGAGACAGCCAGGAAUUCACCAGUACACGCUGCAAGACGUCCAGGUGCCGACUUUCCAGUGGCGACCCCGGAGCCUCAAAAGCAGGAGGAUCGGAGGGCGGCGCUGCGAGACUAUCGCGUCCAAGCUCGGCCGAUCUUCACGCUGGACGAUGCCACCUAUAGGCCCGACAAUAAGGACAGACAAGACUCGGAUGAGAGCUUCCCUAUGUUUUCUGCGUCAACUGACAGCUCCCACAGGGCUCGGUCCCUAGGACAGUCAUUUGGGUCGUCUCAUGUUGAUGACGGAAUGCGCCAUCGAGAAGACGGGCAUGAUUCUGACGAUGGACAAGGCACUGAAAGGGAAGAGGCUCCCUUACAGGAGGACACUCAACCAUUGCAGACUGUAGCGCCGCACUCGGCUUCGGUUGCCCAAAAGUCGAAGAAUGGAUUAGCUGCUGUGGACACGCAACCAGACACGAGGCUUGGACACGAGGUUCCCGGCCAUUCUGUGGAAUCUGGACACUCAGCUCCGCCAUCGGUGGACAAGACGAUGUGGAAUGCCGAGAACGUUCUUGAAUCAGUUACCAGUUCACAAAUCGAGACGAGAGUAUCAACAUCGCCCGACAUUUUCCAUUUCGAAGGAGGAGCAUCGCUUUCAAAGCCACAGAUCCAUACGUCCAAUCCAAUUCGACUCCAAAGGGAUGGACCAAUGCACGGCCUUGAUAGUCGGAUUACGGAUGAGCCCACAGCUUCCAUGUCUAUGGAAGAACUCGACCAGGAAACAUACCUGUUCCAAGACUUUCGCCCCAUCGACUUGGCGAGUUAUGAGCCGAAAUUACCAUUUGCCUGGUCCGCGUUGCCUCUGAUAUGUCAAAGUAUUGCUUUUGACAUCGCGAACGGGAUUGGCCACGCGCAAUUCGCGACCCAUCUACUCCUCCAUGUCUAUGCAUACUUUUUCCAUCCUAGCUUCCGCAAGCUCGAGCGAACUGAAUCCGGAGGAGGAGAGUCUCUCGCUGACCGACUGAUGACGCCUCAUCUGGGCCAUCGCAUCAUCGAAAGCAUCAUCGAAGAUCAUCUAUCAUUUCUGAAAAGGAUGGGAUAUUUUGAGUCGGCUGCUAUUAUCUGGAAAAUGUGUGUCGAGCUCGAUUACCCUCGGCUCUAUAUCUCUUCGACACCCAGCAAGCAAAACAGUGGCAGUCUCACCAAUGGAGACGCGAUGAGUCUCUCUGUGGCUUGCACAAACUGCCAAAGGGUGAUGCAACCUGGGACGAAUGUGUGCGAGACCUGCCAGAAACUUCGGUUUGUGUGUCCAAUCUGCGAAUCUAUCAAGUCAUAUUGCAACAGUGAAAGACAGGGCUGGGGCCACAGUGCGGCCAUGUGGAUGUUCUGUCAAGCAUGUGGCCAUUCCGGCCAUGUUCAAUGCCUAACGGAAUGGUUUGCUCAUCCUUCCAGCGAAGGGACAUGUCCAAGCCAAGGCUGUGGGUGUGACUGCCUACCGGGCUUGACCCGGGUCUAUCGUAUCCAAAAACAAGCAAAACGAGAGGAGGAAGCCAAACUCAUCCGCGGGAGCAACGUCGGGAGCGGCUCAGCCAAGCGAGAUCCUCUUCGAGCGACGCCCAGUCCAGCGGUCGACAAGGCGCGGGUAGCGUUACGCAACAGUAUAAGCACAGAUCGUGCAACCCAAAGUGGCGAUGAGCGCAGCAUGCCCGGUAAGCGUGGCAAUGGUCGUAACAAGCCAAGCAUGCAGUCGGGCUUCAGCGGGUCUCGUAAAAGUGUACGACUAGUAACUCCGGGGGAAGAGAACGCACAAUCGCAGUCCAGAGCUUGA